AUGGUUAUCAAAAGGAACUCCUCUAUAAGCAGUUUUUUUAUUCGCAUCCUUUUCCUUUUCCUCAUCUCCUCUUUGCUCUUGUCCAUCGUCGCCGCUGCUGAUCCAUCCGAUGAACCAGACUCGGAAAUCUCGACUAAAAGCAAUUCGUCUCACGCGUCCAGCACGAAUGCAUCACACCACCACAGCUCAUUGUCCAGCAGCACUUCACAUCAUGCAUCCAAUAGCGUGUCGAUAAGUGAUGAAGCAUCGAGUACUAUCACAGCAGCUGCCACCGAGGAAACGACAAGUGCAAAAGACGAUGAAGAUCAAGAAGAGGAUGAGGACGACAGCACUACUACUACAACUACUACAACAACAACUACAUCAAAGGAUUUUUGGGGAAAGGUGUCCGAUUUUUUUCAUGGAUCCGAUUCUGAAGAAACCAGCACCACCAACACACCAUCAGAAACACCUUCUACAAAUGACGAUGAUGAUGAUGAUGAUCCUGAUGAAACGACCAGCACAACAACAACAACGACAAAAUCUCAUUCAUCUUCGUUAUCCGAAUCGAGUGAGAGUAAAUCCACCCCCACCACUACCACGCACCAUUCUUCUUCAUCAGCAUCCAAAAGCGAAGAGCCUGAAGAAUCCACUACUACAACGAUCAAAGGUAGCAGCAGCAAAUCUUCAGAUGAUGAUGAUGAAUCGGAGUCUAGCACAGUAAAGGAAUCACCGACGCCAUCAUCCAGCAACUCGGAUAAAGAUGACACAUCUUCUACGACCAAAAAGCCAAAGAGCACUGAACAUUCAUCUUCCAUCUCAGCAAGUGAAUCAGCAUCCACCACUGAACAAGGCGCUGUUGAUAGUUGGUUCUCAAGUGUUUUUGCGACUCCUACUCCUACUGAAUCCAAUGAUGGUGGUGAUGAUGAUGAUCAAUGCAAUGGCGACGAUAAAAGUUGUUCAUCAGCUACACCUACAGCCUCCAAGAGCUCUAGCAAAUCUGGUGCUGAAUGUGAUGAAGAUGAUGAAGAUUGUUCAACUACAAAGCCGACGCCCACAAAAUCAUCAGCUAAAUGUGAUCCAGACGAUGAAGAUUGCGAAUCAUCAUCAUCAGCCACUCCUACGCCAUCUGCUUCUUCUUCUUCUUCUUCAUGCGACGAGGAUGAUGAGGAUUGUUCAGCUAAACCUACACCAAGUAAAAAGCCCUCGCCUAGCCUUACUGAUUCCAAUGGUUGCCCUCUUAUGACCUAUGGCUCAGUCAGCGGUUGCUCUGUAGGUGCCAGCAAAACACCCACUUUUUCUAAUGGUGCCAGCAGCCAUCAUCCUUCGAUUACGCCCAUGCCAUCAGCAUCAGCAUCAAGUGGAAAUGAUGAUGAUGAUGAUGAUGAUGAAACAUCGACAACACGCUUUUGGACUGCUACAUCUUCACCCAAGCAUAGUGGCAGCAUGAGCAAGAGUCACCAUGGAGAUGCCGAACCAACAUCCAUUGCUUCGGGUUGGUCAUCAUCGUAUAGUUCUUAUGAGCCAUCUUCGACGCCUAUCGAUGGUGAUGGUUGGAGUUCUUCGUAUAGCAGUGAGACAUCUACGACCACAACCAAGAUGAUUACAUGGCAUGGAUCACAAACACAUAAACCAACAGCAUCAAUGUCAUCGGGAUCUCUUUCUAACAGCGCCACUGAAACACCUUCUUCGAGCUUUGAGCCAUCGGAUGGUGGUGGUGGUGAUGAAGAACCCACUGAAACGGAGGAGCCUACACCUACAUCCACUGAGGAAUCUUCUAGUAGCAUCACUGAUGAGCCCACGGAGACUGAGACGCCUACUUCCACUGAUGAAGAAUCCACCACCGAUGAGCCCACAGAGACGGAGACACCUACAUCCACUGAUGAGCCUACACCAACACCGACGACCACCGAAGAAGAGACCACAACAACUUUUUCACCAUCGUCGACAUACAAAUAUCAAACGUAUUCAUGGUUAUCCAACACAUUCAGUAUCCCAUUGGAUCCAGAGCCUACUACCACGACCACAACCACCACCACAACUACCACUGAGGAUGUUGAUCCAACCCAUACAUCUGAUGACACCGAUAGUACAACUAGUGUUGAUGAAACAACCACAACAACCACCACUACGACUACUACGACCACCGCUACGCCUGCACCAUCACCAACCGAUGAUAGUUUGCCAGAGUACAUUGCACCCAACAUUGAUGCUAUUAUCCCAGAUUCAAGCGAGAUUGUAUCAAUGAAGUUCAACUACUUGUCGUAUCCACAAAUGGUGAAUGAUGCAUUAUUGACGGCUGAGUUUGUGCAAUCAUUGCCGGUGAUGAUUAGUGGUUCACUCAAUGUAUCGGCGGAUGAUGUUAUCGUGGUGAGCAUUACAUCGGCUGAAGGAAAAGGAGGCAACAACAACAACAAACGACGUCGAGAUCUGGAAUCAAGCGAAUCCAAGUCCAAUUCGGGAGUCCUUGUUUCUAUGGCUAUUCCAUCGACUCAUGUACCACAGUUGCAACAAAUGGUUUCUACUACAGACAGCAGCUUGUACGACAGCUCGAAUGGCCAACUCGCAUCUUUGAUUGACAGCUCAUAUUUUGUGGCAUCACCUUCCAACUCAGACCCCAAUGUUAGCCAUGAUAAUGAUGGCAGUGGCGGUAGUGGUAGUGGUAGUAGCAACAGCAGCAAUGGUGACGGCAACUCAUCCACACCUUCGGAUCCUAAUGACCCCAAGGAAUCUGGAACCACGGCUUCUGAACAAGAUGGUAGCCAUACAAGUGGUAGUUCAUCGUCAUCAGGUGGAUUAUCUACAGGAGCCAUUAUUGGUAUUGCCGUAUCCUGUGGUGUUGUUGUUUAUGCAGUGGGCACGGUGCUUGUGAUUCGUCGCUAUCGUCAACGUCGAGAUCAACGGCAACGACAAGAAGCAGAACAGCAUCAAAUCUUUGCUCAAAGCAUCUCAGCGCCCAUCAUGCAAGAAAAUUCACUUGGUUGGAGCUCUGCACCGCCACCUUUACAACACGCGUAUCCAUCUCAUCAUCCACAAUGGUAA
This is a messenger RNA of Lichtheimia ornata, 3021 nucleotides long. RefSeq lists its product as uncharacterized. Gene Ontology annotation, biological process: establishment of cell polarity; signal transduction involved in filamentous growth; osmosensory signaling pathway via Sho1 osmosensor. The coding region runs from base 1 to 3021 and encodes 1006 amino acids. Gene Ontology annotation, molecular function: osmosensor activity. The record is from RefSeq and is a predicted model, not a curated record. Gene Ontology annotation, cellular component: cell surface; extracellular region; site of polarized growth. Lineage: Eukaryota; Fungi; Mucoromycota; Mucoromycetes; Mucorales; Lichtheimiaceae. The transcript has 4 exons.